Messenger RNA from Jaculus jaculus (lesser Egyptian jerboa), 5366 nucleotides. It is a transcript of the gene Wdr33, whose product is annotated as WD repeat domain 33. Gene Ontology annotation, cellular component: mRNA cleavage and polyadenylation specificity factor complex. NCBI's taxonomy places the organism in Eukaryota, Metazoa, Chordata, Mammalia, Rodentia, Dipodidae. The coding region runs from base 189 to 4358 and encodes 1389 amino acids. The record is from RefSeq and is a predicted model, not a curated record. The transcript is spliced from 22 exons. Gene Ontology annotation, molecular function: protein binding.
GGUGACGUACCAGCGUACGCUCGGUGCCUCAUAGGGGAAGAUGGCGGCUGCUCCUUUGAAGGAGAGGAAUUGAGGGGGGAGAAGGAAGGGGGCCCGACGGCAGAGGCAUUCCCUUCCGCGAAGACGGGCGCUUCUCUCGCCCUCGGGAGCUCGGCUCGACCUCAGGCGUGUCCUAGAAGGAAAACAACAUGGCUACAGAAAUUGGCUCUCCUCCAAGAUUUUUCCAUAUGCCAAGAUUCCAACAUCAGGCCCCUCGACAGUUGUUUUAUAAGCGACCUGAUUUUGCACAGCAGCAAGCAAUGCAGCAACUAACCUUUGAUGGAAAACGGAUGAGGAAGGCUGUGAAUCGCAAAACUAUAGACUAUAAUCCAUCUGUUAUUAAAUAUUUGGAGAAUAGAAUAUGGCAAAGAGAUCAGAGAGAUAUGCGGGCAAUUCAGCCUGAUGCAGGUUAUUAUAAUGAUCUUGUCCCACCUAUAGGAAUGUUGAAUAACCCUAUGAAUGCAGUAACAACAAAAUUUGUUCGGACAUCAACAAAUAAAGUAAAGUGCCCAGUAUUUGUUGUGAGGUGGACCCCAGAAGGAAGACGGCUGGUUACUGGAGCUUCUAGUGGAGAGUUCACCUUGUGGAAUGGACUGACUUUCAAUUUUGAAACAAUACUUCAGGCUCACGAUAGCCCAGUGAGGGCCAUGACCUGGUCACAUAAUGACAUGUGGAUGUUGACAGCCGACCAUGGAGGAUAUGUGAAAUAUUGGCAAUCGAACAUGAACAACGUCAAGAUGUUCCAGGCACAUAAGGAGGCGAUUAGAGAGGCCAGUUUCUCACCCACGGAUAAUAAAUUUGCUACAUGCUCUGAUGACGGCACUGUUAGAAUCUGGGACUUUCUUCGUUGCCAUGAGGAAAGAAUUCUCCGAGGGCAUGGUGCGGAUGUGAAGUGUGUAGACUGGCACCCAACCAAAGGGUUAGUUGUUUCAGGAAGUAAAGAUAGUCAACAGCCAAUCAAGUUCUGGGACCCUAAGACCGGGCAGAGUCUUGCAACACUUCAUGCCCAUAAAAACACAGUCAUGGAAGUGAAAUUAAACCUUAAUGGCAAUUGGCUUCUCACAGCAUCACGUGACCAUCUGUGUAAGCUUUUUGAUAUCCGAAACCUGAAGGAAGAACUGCAAGUGUUCCGAGGUCAUAAGAAGGAAGCCACAGCUGUAGCCUGGCAUCCUGUUCAUGAAGGGCUCUUUGCCAGUGGAGGAUCUGAUGGCUCUUUGUUAUUCUGGCAUGUUGGGGUGGAGAAGGAAGUAGGUGGGAUGGAGAUGGCCCAUGAAGGCAUGAUCUGGAGUCUGGCGUGGCAUCCUCUUGGGCAUAUUCUGUGCUCAGGCUCGAAUGACCACACUAGCAAAUUCUGGACUCGAAACCGACCUGGUGAUAAAAUGCGAGAUCGAUAUAAUCUAAACCUUUUACCUGGAAUGUCUGAAGAUGGUGUGGAAUAUGAUGACCUUGAGCCCAAUAGCCUGGCAGUAAUUCCUGGGAUGGGAAUACCAGAACAACUGAAAUUAGCCAUGGAGCAAGAGCAACUGGGAAAAGAUGAAUCAAACGACAUUGAAAUGACAAUUCCAGGCUUGGACUGGGGGAUGGAGGAGGUGAUGCAAAAGGAUCAGAAGAAAGUCCCACAGAAGAAGGUCCCCUAUGCAAAGCCUAUUCCUGCUCAGUUCCAGCAGGCCUGGAUGCAAAAUAAAGUUCCAAUUCCUGCUCCAAAUGAGGUGCUGAAUGACAGAAAAGAGGACAUUAAGUUGGAUGAGAAGAAAAAAACACAAGCAGAAAUUGAACAAGAAAUGGCCACAUUGCAGUACACCAACCCUCAACUUCUAGAGCAACUUAAAAUUGAAAGACUUGCACAGAAACAGGCUGAGCAGAUUCAGCCUCCUCCCUCAUCUGGCACCCCUCUCCUCGGACCCCAGCCCUUUUCAGGACAAGGUCCAAUGUCUCAGAUCCCUCAAGGUUUUCAGCAGCCCCAUCCAUCUCAGCAGAUGCCAAUGAACAUGGCUCAAAUGGGGCCUCCAGGUCCACAGGGACAGUUUAGGCCUGCUGGACCUCAAGGACAAAUGGGACCACAAGGUCCUCCCCUUCAUCAAGGAGGUGGGGGGCCACAAGGAUUCAUGGGACCACAAGGACCCCAGGGCCCACCCCAGGGGCUGCCACGUCCUCAGGACAUGCAUGGACCCCAAGGACUGCAGAGGCAUCCUGUACCUCAUGGCCCUUUGGGGCCUCAGGGGCCACCAGGACCACAGGGUAGUUCUGGUCCUCAAGGUCAUAUGGGCCCUCAGGGUCCACCUGGCCCACAGGGUCACAUAGGCCCCCAAGGUCCACCUGGUCCUCAGGGCCACAUGGGUCCACAGGGGCCUCCUGGUACUCAAGGAAUGCAGGGACCACCUGGUCCCAGAGGAAUGCAAGGACCUCCUCAUCCUCAUGGGAUUCAAGGUGGACCGGGGUCUCAAGGGAUCCAAGGUCCUGUGUCUCAGGGACCUCUGAUGGGAUUGAAUCCAAGAGGAAUGCAAGGGCCUCCAGGACCCCGGGAGAAUCAGGGUCCUGCUCCUCAAGGAAUGAUGAUGGGUCAUCCACCUCAAGAGAUGAGAGGACCUCACCCUCCAAGUGGACUGCUGGGACAUGGUCCCCAGGAAAUGAGAGGUCCUCAGGAAUUGAGAGGUCCUCAGGAAAUGAGGGGUCCCCAGGAAAUGAGAGGUCCCCAGGAAAUGAGAGGUCCUCAGGAAAUGAGAGGUCCCCAGGAAAUGAGAGGUCCUCAGGAAAUGAGAGGUCCCCAGGAAAUUAGAGGUCCCCAGGAAAUGAGAGGCCCUCAAGAAAUGCGGGGUCUUCAGGGGCCUCCACCACAGGGCUCAAUGCUGGGUCCUCCCCAGGAAAUGCGAGGGCCUCCAGGCUCACAAGGUCAACAGGGGCCACCCCAGGGCUCUUUGGGACCUCCACCACAGGGUGGCAUGCAAGGGCCUCCUGGACCUCAGGGACAGCAGAACCCAGCAAGAGGGCCACAUCCGUCUCAAGGGCCAAUACCAUUCCAGCAGCAGAAAACACCUCUGCUAGGUGAUGGACCCCGAGCUCCGUUCAAUCAGGAAGGACAGAAUGCUGGCCCUCCACCCCUGAUACCAGGCCUAGGGCAGCAGGGAACACAAGGCCGCAUUCCCCCUCUGAACCCUGGACAAGGACCUGGCCCAAACAAAGGUGACUCUCGUGGCCCUCCCAACCAUCACCUGGGCCCCAUGUCAGAGAGGCGGCAUGAACAGAGUGGUGGCCCUGAGCAUGGGCCUGAGAGGGGCCCUUUCCGGGGUGGCCAGGACUGCAGGGGUCCCCCUGACAGGCGUGGCCCUCACCCUGAUUUCCCUGAUGACUUCAGCAGACCAGAUGACUUCCACCCCGACAAGCGCUAUGGCCAUCGGUUACGGGAAUUUGAGGGCCGAGGAGGACCUUUGCCACAAGAAGAGAAGUGGAGGAGAGGGGGUCCUGGGCCUCCCUUUCCACCUGAUCACAGGGAGUUCAGCGAGGGGGAUGGCCGGGGUGCAGCUCGAGGCCCUCCAGGGACAUGGGAAGGCCGCAGACCUGGAGAUGAACGUUUUCCUCGGGAUCCUGAGGACCCACGUUUUCGAGGGCGCAGAGAAGAAAGCUUCAGAAGAGGAGCCCCCACAAGACAUGAGGGCCGUGCUCCCCCAAGAGGAAGGGACAACUUUCCUGGCCCUGAAGACUUUGGUCCGGAAGAGGGUUUUGAUGCUUCUGACGAAGCGGCCCGAGGACGAGAUCUCAGAGGGCGAGGCCGGGGCAACCCGCGAGGAGGAAGGAAGGGCUUGCUCCCCACCCCUGACGAGUUCCCUCGCUUUGAAGGAGGACGGAAGCCAGACUCCUGGGAUGGGAACCGAGAGCCAGGACCAGGCCAUGAACACUUCCGUGACGCUCCCCGCCCUGACCAUCCUCCUCAUGAUGGCCACUCUCCAGCCAGCAGAGAGCGCUCCUCUUCUCUCCAAGGCAUGGACAUGGCCUCUCUGCCACCCCGAAAGCGGCCCUGGCACGAUGGGUCAGGCAGUUCUGAGCACAGAGAGAUGGAGGCCCCUGGAGGCCCCUCUGAGGACCGAGGCAAAGGCCGAGGGGGCCCAGGACCUUCCCAGAGAGUGCCAAAAUCCGGGCGUUCCAGCUCCUUGGAUGGAGACCAUCAUGAUGGGUACCACAGAGAUGAACCUUUUGGGGGCCCCCCAGGCAGUGGCACACCCUCUCGAGGGAGCCGAAGUAGCAGUAACUGGGGAAGAGGGAGUAACAUGAACUCUGGCCCGCCAAGGCGAGGGUCUUCAAGGGGCAGUGGGAGAGGUCGGUAGAAGUAGGGGCUAAGUACCCCUAGGCCUCUCUGGACAGUAUUUAAGAAGUUCUUGUGGACUUACCAAGUGAAGCAGAAAGAAGCUUUCAUCACUGCAGCCCUGAACUCUCCUGGUGCAGCUGGUUCCAGGAGCCCCGUGAGGUCUUCAAGAUGAAGAGACUUUUGGCUACCUAGAGUAGCUGGCUGUUUGUCUUGUCCACCCACGUCACCCUAACUCCCCCAUGUUGUUUUGUGAAGGUAAAAGCUGGAAUUUUUUUUUUUUUUUUUUUUUUUUUUUAGUGUCAUGAGACAAGGAGCACCUCCACAAAUUUAAGUUCAUGUCCAUUUGGAAAUUUAUUUCUAUAUGUACAGUUUGUCAGAGAAAAAAACAUUGUUUUUGUAUGAAUACAGAAUGUGAUUUACUCAAGAAUUAACAGAAAACAACUAGUUGUGAAGUGCUUGCCUUAAGGAAACCUGUGGUUUCCAUUGCAUCUGACCUGCUGAGGGGUGCACCAUCACUGUUGACAUCCAUGAACAGACUAAAUGGGGACAGCUAUGUCAUCGUCAUCUAAAUGCAUUUCAUUUGUAAACUGUGCUUUUCAACAAUUCUUACCUACCCAUUGUCACACUAUUUUUGUACACAGUGAAGAAUACUUUAGAACUACUCUAAUGUAGUUCCAAGUAGACUCAGAACCUCAGACAUGCUCCUCCAGGUGGAAAAUUACAUUCUGAAGAAAAAUGUGACUCGUUUGGCUGUUCAACUAGAGGGUCUCCCUUGGGUGCAUCUCCUAGUAAUCAUUUUACACGUGAAUUGUCUUGUUUUGAUUGGGAAAUGCUCUUGGUAGAAACCAGAAGUUAACCACAAUCCAGUACAAUUAUUUCCCUUACUAAACUGAAAAGAACUAGAGGAAAAAGGAUUAUCAAAGUUUUGCAAAACACAGUCCCCUCUUCCAUGCUAGCUUGGAGGAAACAACAGUGUUUAAGGUAGAAGACAGCUCUUUGUAAAUCAGGAAGUUCUUUGUCAUGACAA